This is a messenger RNA of Drosophila takahashii, 507 nucleotides long. RefSeq names its product gastrula zinc finger protein XlCGF44.2. Lineage: Eukaryota; Metazoa; Arthropoda; Insecta; Diptera; Drosophilidae. The record is from RefSeq and is a predicted model, not a curated record.
AUAGUGCCGGCGUUUAGAUUUGGCACUCGCUGGGCGACCAUGUCGGCGGAACGUCCAACUCCGCAGUUGGAUGACGGGCGACUGAUGUGCGAGUUCUGCGGCUAUCGCACGGGAAUCCCUUGGAAUCUGCAAAUCCAUCGGCGGCGUCACACCGGCGAGAAGCCCUUCAGCUGCGACACCUGCCACGCUCGUUUUCCGGCCAGUUAUCAGCUGAAGAACCACCUGGAGCGGCACUUGGACGCCGGACAACGGCGCCUUCGGCACAUCUGCACCGAUUGCAAUGUGGGCUUCUCCAGUUCCCGGGCCCUCUACCAUCAUAGGCCGCUCCACGAGGAUCUCAAGCGAUUCAGGUGCUCGCAGUGUGACAAAUCGUUUGCCCAGGCGGCGGGUUACGCGCAACACAAGCGGAUGCACCGCCAGAGGAAUCAGCGGGCCACACGGGAACUCAAGAACCUCGAGGAUCAGCAGGAUGUGCAGGAUGCGCAGGUUAUUCAAGAUACAAAGUAA